CAGGAUAUGUUACGUCACUAACCGGGAUGUACCCAAUCGGAGCCUUCAUUGCCCAGUAUUGGUUAUCACGUGUUUAUCAUGGCUCCUGUAAGGUGCUGUGUGCCGGGUGAAAGGCUGUGCAGCACUGAAGACUGUGCCCCUGGAUAUGGAACUUUCUGCAGACAUGGCUAUAUUUUUGCCUCCCUGGCAGGUUACAUAGUGAAGAAAACUGACAAUGGCUUGAUGCCAGUUAUUUCUGUGGUAAGAGAGACUGAUUCACAUCUUCUGCCAGAUGUUGGCUCUGUUGUCACUUGUAAGGUAACAAGCAUUAACUCCAGGUUUGCAAAGGUCCAAAUUAUGUAUAUUGGUUCAACUCCACUGAGUAACACAUUUCGAGGCACAAUCAGGAAAGAAGACAUUCGUGCUACAGAAAAAGACAAGGAGCUACUAUGGUGCCAAUCAGCUGGUGUGAGAUGCAGUGUCCAAAGACGCACAUUAAAGAACAGAGGAAAGUUGCACGGGUGCAGCCAGAGUUUCUGCAGACAUAGAGAACAACAUGUGGCACAGGCAUUUAAGCUCCUUGUAGUUGUAUCUAACCACUCGGUAGCCAGGCAGUUCUGAAUUAUCUUAAUUUGUAUUAUGGCAAACAAUGAUUUUAUAUUUGUUUGUGCUUGCAACCUUGAGUGCCUUGUUGCCUCCAUAAUUUUGGUGGUUAAAAUUAAGACAAGCCAACAAAAAUGUAACUCGGUUCCCUUCAUUUAGGCUAAUGCCUCUCCACUGACAAUAAAGUAAAUCGCCGAUGGAAAGGCAUACAUGUAGCUUCAGUUUUCUGAAGUCAUUGCUACUGUCAUUUUACGGAGAUUAGUUGCCUGCGGUAGUUGAUAUUUAACUGUGGGCGACUAAUCCCCUCAUGGGCAUCAGUCUUUUUAACAGUAUUUCUUUGCUCCAAAAGUUUAAUUGAUCAGAUAUGUGUUUUUUUUUCUCUUAAAAUAGUUUUAUUUGUAUUUUGUACAUUUUCCUCUAUGAGAAUAAAAUGUAUUUUUUUUGUCAUUUAUUCACAGAACCACUAUUUUGGUCAGUGAGAUUGUAACGGUAUAUCUUGUGAAGCUCUUGUAGUAAGAGUAAAAGAGACAGAAUGCAUGUGAACAAUGUAUUAGGGAAUGUAUUUUGCUGGCUCCAAAAAUACCAGGGAUCCCCACACUUUUUUUUUUCACUUAUGAGCCGCAUUCAGAUGCCCAGCUUCCCAGAGUUGUGGCAAGACUCCUCCAGUUCUAGG
Molecule: messenger RNA, 1255 nt
Organism: Xenopus tropicalis (tropical clawed frog)
Lineage: Eukaryota; Metazoa; Chordata; Amphibia; Anura; Pipidae
Gene: exosc1
Product: exosome component 1
Exons: 6
Coding region: 79-600 (173 amino acids)
Biological process (GO): RNA processing
Cellular component (GO): nucleolus; cytoplasm; exosome (RNase complex)
Molecular function (GO): RNA binding; nucleic acid binding
Source: RefSeq, a predicted model, not a curated record